Messenger RNA from Adineta steineri, 3354 nucleotides. The record is from the annotation of a GenBank genome assembly. NCBI's taxonomy places the organism in Eukaryota, Metazoa, Rotifera, Eurotatoria, Adinetida, Adinetidae.
AUGCAUCGUUCUCGUCAUCCCAUUGACAUUUCACUCGUUGUUGAUGAUGACAACGAUGAUGAUGUCUCUCAUCACCAUUUUAUUCCGUCUACAACCGGCGAUUAUUCAUCAUUAAUUGUUGAUUCGCCAUCAGAUACAAUGUAUCAUCGAACUCGAUCACCCUCACCUUCACCAACAUCAUCAAUUUCAUUGAAUAAUCAUCUUCAAGGACCACAACCAACAACAUCAUCAUCAUCAACAACAACAACAUCGCUUCGUCAUACACAUCGACGUUUAUCACAUAGUAGUUCAUUUCUUGAUUCAGUUGGAACCAGUAAUAAUGUUCAUCGUGAUCGUUUACGUUUUAAUACAUGGCCACGCCAUCGAAAAGAAAAACGUGAUAUACUUGUUGAAUAUGAUAAACGUUUAGCUAAAUCAGUUAUACAAGAACUUGGUAUUGGUAUCAAUAAAACAUAUCGUAAUCCAUGGGGUAAUCUAUCUUAUGCUCAAUUGAUUACACGUGCUAUUGAUAGUAGUCCAUGGAAACGUUUAACAUUAAAUGAAGUAUAUGAAUGGAUUAUUAAAUUUGUACCUUAUUUUAAAGAUAAAAUUGAUGCAAAAACAAGUUGGGGUUGGAAGAAUUCUAUUCGACAUAAUUUAUCUUUACAUAAUCAAUUUAUUCGGGUACCUAUUAUAUCAUCAAUAUCGAAAGGUCCUGUUAAAUAUGUCUGGACAAUAAAUCCAUCUUUUAAAAAUAAUUCACCAUAUAAAAAAUAUAGUCUUAAACGAAAACGAGCAGCUGCUGCAGCGGCUCUUGCUUCACAAGCAGCAGCAGCAGUAGCGGCUGUUUCAAAUGUCAAUUCAACAGUAUCAUCAUCAGGAACAUUAUCUUUAUCUCAAGAUCAAAAUUCUCCUACAUCAACAUCAUCACAACCACUUGUUAAUAUGUCAAAUAAUUAUCAUCGACAGUCAGCAACAACAGCAACAUCUUUACCAAAGGCAGCUCGUCUUAAUGAACACAACCAAGGUAAUAACUCGUCAACACUUAAUCAACUGUCUGUAGCUGCAGCAAUGAUGUCAGCUGGUGUUACUGAUCCAGCCGCAUACCGUGCUUUUUUAAAUUCUCAAGCGGCCGCUAUGCUCAAUAAACAUAAACAACAAACAUUAUCAUCAUCAACAUCAACUCAACGAGCAUCACCAAUUUCACAUCGACCAACACAAUCGUCAACAUCAUUUUCUCAUGAUACAGGACUUCCUAUUCCAAAAAAAGUUGCACUUGGAGCAGAACGAUAUAAACAACAACAACAGCAACAGCAGCAGCAACAACAGCAGCAGCAACAACAACAUCAACAACAGCAACAACAACAGCAGCAACAACAACAUGCUGAAUGGUUAUUAUCUUCCUAUCGACAACAACAGCAACAAUCACAAUAUAAUAAUCGUCAUCCUCAUCCAUCUGUACCAAAUAAAAUGAUGGUUAAUCAACAACGUUCACCCUAUUUACCACCACCACCUCCAUCGUCAUCAACACGUGUUAAUUCAGAUAUAAAUAAUUUAACACCAUCAUUACAACGACGAGUUAGUUCACCACCAAAUUAUUCUACUGUCGCUGCAGUUGCUGCUCAAAAUAAAUUAUUAGCUCAAACAAAACUUUGGCAUGCUGCUGUACAAGCAGCAGCUCAUGCUCAACAACAAUAUCAUCAUCAUCAGCAACAACCAUCAGCAAAUGCUAUAAAUGAGUUACAAAAUUAUAUUAAUCGUUCGAAUACAUCAUCAGGUGGAAAUCAAAAUAAAAUGUCAACAUAUCUUAAUCCUGAAACAGUUAAACUUUUAUCAUCAACAUCAUCAGCAUUAUCAACACCACCGACAACAGUAGCAGCACCACCUCCACCACCACCAGGAAAUAAUUCUCAUGAUGAACAACAUAAUUAUAGAAAUGAUCCACGUUAUAAAUUAAUGCGUGCUUCAUAUCCGAAUGCAACAACCGGUUCAUUACCAUCCACAUGUCUUAUAAGACAAAGAAUUAAUCAAAACAAUUCAGCAACAUUAACUCAACAACAACAAAUUGAUAUGGUUACAGCUGCUUAUCAUAAUUAUAGAAGACGUUCAAGUGGAUUUUCUUCAACAACAAGUCAUGGUGGACCAAGUGAUGAAGAAAGUGAUGAAUAUGUUCCACCAAGAAAAGAUUCGUCAACUUCAAAUGCAUCAAGUGGUUAUGAAUCAGGUUUAGCACAUAGUCGUUUAUCACCACCAUUACCAUCAUCGAUUCGUACUGGAUCAGGUUCAUCCAUAGCAUCAGAAAUAUCAUCUUCUUCAUGCUAUAAUAAUAAUAAUAAAACUAGUAAUGGUACAAAAUUUUCAACAAAACGUUUAACAAAUAUUAAUUCAAAUGAUAAUGAUAUUGAAAUUGAUGAACGUCAACAACUAACAUUAAAUACAGUUGGUGGUUAUGUUGAUGAUCUUAUGGAACGUAUACGUAAAAUGCCACCUAAAAAACGUUCAAAAUUUUAUCAAAUGCUUGAUGAAGAACGUUUAAAAGAUGUUAAUAAUAAUAAUCCAGAUGAACAUAGAAAAUCGAAAACGGAAGAAGGUGAUGAUGAUGAAAAUGAACAUCAUAUAUCAAUGGAUGUAUCCAUACCAUUGGUUGUCUCGGAAGUACAUAGUGAUGAUGAUGAUGAUGAUGAUCGAACAUUAAUUGAAUUAACACCUAAUACUGAAACAGUUAAUUUAGAUGAAGAUGAUGAUGAUCAUGAAGAUAUUAAAAAUAAAUUUAAACAACAACAACAAUUUAUUGGAUUAAAUGAAAAGAGUUAUGAAGAACUUCGUACAAUGGGCGUACCAUUAAAUGUAUUAAAGGCUAUUGCUUUUCAACAACAUCAACAAACACAAUCACAUAAUUCAAAUAAUAAUAAUAAUAAUAAUAAUCAAUUAUCAAAUUUUUUAACAAAUAAAUGUACAUUAUCAUCAACAAAUUCUUCAUCCGAUGCAAAAAGUUUAUUAAAUGCACGUACAAUACUUCGAAGAAUUUUACAACAACAUCAAAAAGAACAAGAACAACAACAUUCAACAAGUACUAAAACAUUAGUUGAAUCAAUGGAUUAUACAACAGAUGAAGAAGGUGGUAUUAUUGAAGAUGAUGAAGAUGAACAUCAAUCAUCAUUAAUUACACCAUGUCAUAGAAAUGGUGUAAGAUCAAAUAGUCAUAAUCCAGUAACUGUAACGCUCAAUCCAAAUGAUAUUUCAUCCUUAUCACCACCAACAUCAACAUCAUCAUCACCUGAUGAAACUGAUGUUAAUCAUCAUUCAAAUACAAAUUCCAUUAGUCGACCAUCAAGUACACCUGCUGCUCUCAUAUCUUCUGGUUGUUCAUUUUAA